This is a messenger RNA of Papilio xuthus (Asian swallowtail), 2254 nucleotides long. RefSeq names its product KDEL motif-containing protein 1. NCBI's taxonomy places the organism in Eukaryota, Metazoa, Arthropoda, Insecta, Lepidoptera, Papilionidae. Gene Ontology annotation, cellular component: endomembrane system. Gene Ontology annotation, molecular function: glucosyltransferase activity. The coding region runs from base 118 to 1593 and encodes 491 amino acids. The transcript is spliced from 6 exons. The record is from RefSeq and is a predicted model, not a curated record.
ACAAGUCGAUGAACUCUUACUCUAAUAUUGCAACAAAACAAAUAAAUCCGUUAUCAAAUCUAACCAAAUACUUUCAGAUUCUUUCAUUUUUCUUUAUUAUCGCUGAUUUAUAUUAAAAUGAAAUAUAUGAUUUGGAAAUAUUUUGUCAUGAUAAUACAUUUAUCUAGUGCAUUUGAGGUAGCAUUAACUGGGCCGGGUUUACACCCUAGAGAUAUUGUGAUGCCGGCUAGAUAUUUCAUUGUUAGUUUUACUUCUUUUAAUGAAGAAACUUAUACACCAGAGUUUGGAAAGAAUUUUGCAGUGGAGAUAAAAGGAAGAUCAGUGAAAAACAACUUUUGCCGUGUUUGGGUUAACACACUUGACAGGAAGGAUGGCAGCUUUAUAGUUAGAUACAAGGUUUAUGAAACAUGUUUGGAUCUUAAAGUUAGCAUUUAUUACAAGAGCAAACCCAUAAAUGACUAUCCAUUGACAUUAGAAGGUCCUAUUCAAGCAGACCAAUGUGAUUGUCCCCAAAAAGACUUAAAUUUGUGGUUAAAUAACUAUGAAUGUCCAUCCUCAUAUGCAAGUAUUAUACAAGACUUGAAACCAUUUAACAACCAAGAUAUGCAGAAACAAGUCAAAAUGAUUGUAGAUAAAUAUCACAAACCUGAAAGCACUAGUUUCUGUCAUUAUGUUAUAAAGAACAAUCAAAUAUACAGGGAUUGUUAUGGCAAGCAUAUUGGAUUUAAUAUGUUUUCUGACAAUAUCCUCUUAUCUCUUACAAGAAAGGUUGUGUUACCUGACAUGGAAUUGGUUAUUAAUUUAGGUGAUUGGCCAUUGAUACAUAAAGACUCAGAGCCACUUCCUAUGUUCUCAUGGUGUGGUAGUGUUGAUACUAUGGAUAUUGUAAUGCCUACUUAUGACAUAACUGAAUCAGCAUUAGAAAAUAUGGGAAGAGUUACUCUUGACACAUUAUCAGUGCAAGGGAAUGUAGAAAAGAAGUGGGAAGAUCGUAAGCCCAUGGUGUUUUGGCGCGGACGAGACUCAAGAGCUGAGCGACUAAAAUUAAUUGACAUUGCACGAGAGAAUCCUGAAUUAUUCAAUGUGUCUCUUACGAAUUUCUUCUUUUAUCGAGAAAAGGAAGCUCAGUAUGGCCCUAAACAACCACAUGUGUCAUUCUUCAAGUUUUUUGAUUACAAAUAUCAAAUAAAUAUUGAUGGAACUGUAGCAGCAUAUAGAUUUCCUUACCUUCUAUCCGGAGGUGGAAUGGUUUUGAAACAGGAGUCUCCAUAUUACGAACAUUUUUAUAGUCAACUUCGUGAAUGGGAACACUACGUGCCUGUAGCACGGGACUUGAGUGAUUUAGUUGAAAAGAUACAUUGGGCACUUAAAAAUGAUGAUAAGGCUCACAAUAUAGCUAAGAAUGGAAGACUAUUUGCAGAAGAAAACUUACUACCUCAUCAUAUUAUAUGCUAUCAUGCAUUAUUAUUCUCUGAAUGGAGCAAGAGAAUAUCAAGUGAAGUGACCAUUCGUGAAGGUAUGACUCAUGUACCACAACCUAAGUUUGAGUGCAACUGUACAUUAAGUCUAGAGGUAAACCGUGAAGAGUUAUGAUGCUCUCAUUAAAAAACGAAAACAGACAUAUUGUUGUCUUUGUAUUUUCAAAGAGAAUAUGAGAGAUGACAAUAUGUUUAAAUAAAAGUGUCAUUGUAGACAAAACCCGUAGUAAAACAUAAGAGUGCCUGAGUACAUUAUAGGUUAUUGCAGAGUAUAAAGUAGUAUUAUAGUAGGGCAGGCGAGAAUUCUGUUUGAUGGGAGUACUUAAUAGAAUGCAAGAUUACCCCUCUUAUAUUUAACUGUCAUAUUUGAAUAAAUCCCAAAAUCCUCGCUUCACCUUCUCUACUACUAAGGACAGUGUAAGAAAAAUGCAUUAAAUUUUAAUUUCAAAUGCUUUAUUUUAUAUAUAAAGCAUCUACGAAUGUUAGUUUUUAUGACUUAAUAGAUACUACUUUGAUUUUCAGUCUAUGACAAAUAAAAUGUAAUGACCUAGAAGAAUAUUCUGUUUUAGAUAAAAUAGGAGAUAAAUAAUAUAUGUUUAACGGUACAAAUGGUUUAACUAUAGCUAUAUUUAUUUAAUUUUUUUAAAAUACUGUACAGUAAUUGAUAAAAUAAGCUUCAAAUCUUUAUGAUGUAAACCUGGUAAACUACUGGUUUACAGUAAUUAAAAGUAAACAGUUAAUUUAGCCAAACAGUUUGUGACGAUUUUUUUUUAAAU